AUGGGAAGCCAGGCGUUAUAUGCAAACGGUGCCGUACAAUUCUUGAGCAUCCAACGAAUACCGAAGAGGGGUAAUAUCCAGCAACUACUUAGUGACGCGGCCGAGAGAAGACCGGCGCCUACCUUUACCCAGCAAAUAUGGGAGCAGAAGAUUCUGAACCUGAUCACUGUAUCGCAUUUACCCUUCCUAUUCGUCGAGCAUCAAGAAUUCCAGGACCUCCUUUCCUACGCACGGCUAGCACCCACACCACCAAGCGUUCCAUCAAGAAAGGUGAUUCGCGACCGCCUUCGGGGUUUCGUUAUAGAACAACAACAGGAGACACUACAACAGCUUCCAUCUAGUGCAACAAUGUCGAUUGCGCUUGACUGUUGGACUUCUCCAUUCCAGCAAGCAUUCAUGGCUAUCACAGGAUACUUCCUAGACCAGGAAUGGGACUAUCACGAGGUUCUCCUUGGGUUCGAGCCAAUUUCUGGAUCUCAUACCGGAGUGAACCUCGGUAGGAUUGUUCUCCAGAUCCUAGAGAAGCACCAGAUCGCUGACCGUAUACUGGCGGUGACAACUGAUAAUGCGUCUAAUAAUAAGACACUUAUCGCAGCGGUGAAUGAUUCGACUAAGACGCUACAAUCUGAGACAGAUUCUACGAUUGUCCAAGUGCCUUGCCUUGCACAUGUUAUUCAAUUAAGUCUAAUUGAUUUACUUGGUAAAAUCAAGGCCUCACCGAAGAAUGACAAUGCCGAGACAGAAUGGUCUGAAGAUCGUGUACGUUCACUUCGUGCGCGCCAGCAGAAACAUGAGAUCGCCGAUACUCUAAAUAAGGUCCGCGGUCUUGCAGUUUAUAUCAACGGAAGCCCUCAACGCAAAGAAGCCUUCUUGAAUCUUCAAUCUAAUAACGCUGGUAUAAGGCUUCUCCCAAUCCAGGAUGUCCGUACACGAUGGAAUUCGACAUUUCUGAUGCUCCGGCGGGCGACAAGGCUUCAUAACACAUUCGACAAGUACUGCAAGGACUUUACCCAAACCCAUUUUGCAUUGAGUAUCGAGGGGUGGCGACAGAUUGACUAUCUACUUUGCAUUCUCCAGCCCUUUUUUACGCUUACUACGCUAGUUUGUCGUACUAAAGACUCGAGUAUCCACCUUGUCUUUAGGAUUUAUAACAAGCUUUUUGAUCAUCUUGAAAGAUCAAUACGUCAGCUACGUCGAAAGAAAGUUCACUGGAAACAGCUGAUGCUUUCCUCCCUUGAGGCUGCGAAGGAGAAACUGAAGAAAUACUACGGCGAGACCGAUAAUAUCGAAGGUAAUCUCUAUGCAAUUGGGAUGAUCCUAGCGCCGUCGAGUAAGAUGGAGUUCUUUUCAACAAGUGAUUGGGACCUAGAUCCUGAGAUAGGAAAGGACUAUAGAAAAGUAUACCGCGAGAGUCUUCAGUCUCUCUUCGAAAGAUAUAGCCAACGUGUACCAUCAGAUAUGAUACAGCCUAAUAGCCAGUUAUUAAUAACUGAAUCGGAGCUAGAGAGGGCCCUUGACGGCGAUUCUUCACCACGAUCAAUUGCUCCGCAGUACGACGAGCUCACCAAAUAUCUCCAGAGUGAUACUAUUAAAGGAUCCGUUCGGAUCUUUUGGAAAGAUCAUCAGAGAGAAUUCCCUGUUCUUGCAAGCAUUGCCCGUGAUAUUAUGUCAAUUCCAGCGACUGGUGCCGGAGUUGAGCGUCUAUUUAACUCUGCCCGGGAUGUAUGCCACUACCGCCGGGGGUCGUUGAAUCCAGAGACUAUUCGUGAUAUCAUGUUGUAUAUGUGUACAACAAGAUUUGAUAUCAAGGAGGAGCAGCGGCUGAUUCUCCAAGAGUAUCUUUUAGACCAUGAGAGAGCAGCUUCGGCAGAAGCACUUGAUGUCCAGACACAUACCUUCGAGGCUAUCAGUGAUGACGAGGAGGAGGAUGUUGAGUUGCGUCUUGACACACCGGCUGCUAUAUCAAUUAUGCAAACAACCCCGAACGCACCGCCACUGUCAGCAGUCGCCGCUGGAAAGCGGUCUGCGGUCACUUCUAGUGGUGAGGAAGAUUCUGAUGCUGAUGGAUUUGCGGAGGAGAACCUAUCAUUAUCCUUCCCUGAUACGCAGCAUCGUGUAUCAGGUAGGAUACGGAAGAAGUCGAGACUACUGGAUGGGUAUAUAGUUUGA
Molecule: messenger RNA, 2169 nt
Organism: Penicillium antarcticum
Lineage: Eukaryota; Fungi; Ascomycota; Eurotiomycetes; Eurotiales; Aspergillaceae
Exons: 5
Coding region: 1-2169 (722 amino acids)
Molecular function (GO): protein dimerization activity
Source: RefSeq, a predicted model, not a curated record